AUGGCUAUUCACAAAUCCACCAAGUAUUUGAUAGCCGCGGCUGUUGUUGUGGUUCUGUUUCUGGCGUCUACGCGGGGGUCGACGCCAGAGAAGCCCCACGUGCUGCAUCCAAAGGUUGACCGCAUCAACAAGCUGAACAGGUACUCGUCUAAUGUUAACAAAUAUGGGCUCAAGUUCAACGAGAAGCUGAUGGGGACCGCCAAGGGCGGGCAGAGAGAAGGGCUUGCGGACGCCGACCACGACGGAAAGCUGUCGAUCGACGAGAUCAUGAAGGUUCUGGAGUACGACGUGGCAGGGGCCAACGACACCAACGAGGAGAUUGUGGACGAGAACAUGGACUUUUACAAGGAGGUGUACUCGAAAAAAGUGACCGAGCCCAAAUUUGCCAAGCUCACGUACAACGAGGUCUACGACGAGAGCGGACUGAAGAGAGUGUUGAGCAAAGACGAGUAUCCGCGUGCUAAUGCCACGCUUCUGACGCUUGUGAGAAACAAGGAGCUGCGUGCAAUUGUCCAUACGAUCAGACAGAUCGAGUCGACUUGGAACUACCAUUUCCACUACCCUUACACGUUCAUCAGUGACGAGGAGUUCACGUCCGAGUUCAAAGACACCGUCAGAAGACACUGUUCUGGCGAGGUGUUCUUUGAGAUCAUUCCGCAGGAGAUCUGGCGUAAACCGUCCAACAUCGACCCGGAACAGGAACAACGCGGAAUUCAGAGGCUCAAGGACAACGGGGUUCAGUACGCAGACAUGGAGAGCUACCACAACAUGUGUCGGUUCAACAGUGGCUGGUUCUACCGACUGGAAGGUCUUAAGAAGUUCAAGUGGUACUGGAGAUUCGAGCCCAACACGGACUACUACUGCUCGAUCGACUACGAUAUUUUCAAGUUCAUGGAGGACAACGACAAAACGUACGGAUUCACCAUCUCGUUGUACGACGACCCGCUCACCGUGGAAACCUUGUGGCCCGUGACCAUGGACUUUGUCAAGCAGAACCCGCAGUACGUGCACCCGAACGGCGCGUUCCAGUGGCUCACAGACGCCGUGCAGAACCCGACCUACACCAAGCAGGCCAACGGAUACUCCACAUGCCACUUCUGGUCCAACUUUGAGAUUGCUAACAUGGACUUUUACAGAGGAGAGGCCUACUCCAAGUGGAUAGAUGCUCUCGAAGCCGCAGGCGGAUUCUAUUACGAGAGAUGGGGAGACGCUCCGGUUCACUCUGUGGGAGUGGGGCUGUUCGAGGACAAGAGCAAGGUCCAUUGGUUCAGAGACAUUGGCUACCACCACUCGCCAUACAAAUCCAUUCCUAAUUCCGACAAGUGCACGGCCCCUGAGGACUCGGGCUACUUCGCCCCUGAAGACGUCCACCGCCAGAACUGUCUGUCCAACUGGAUCAAAUACGAAAUGACUCACAAGGAGCUGCAACAGUAUUAA
Molecule: messenger RNA, 1437 nt
Organism: Ogataea philodendri
Lineage: Eukaryota; Fungi; Ascomycota; Pichiomycetes; Pichiales; Pichiaceae
Exons: 1
Coding region: 1-1437 (478 amino acids)
Biological process (GO): protein N-linked glycosylation; cell wall mannoprotein biosynthetic process; protein O-linked glycosylation
Cellular component (GO): Golgi apparatus; membrane
Molecular function (GO): alpha-1,2-mannosyltransferase activity
Source: RefSeq, a predicted model, not a curated record